Messenger RNA from Peromyscus californicus insignis, 728 nucleotides. It is a transcript of the gene Nedd8, whose product is annotated as NEDD8 ubiquitin like modifier. Gene Ontology annotation, cellular component: cytoplasm; nucleus. Gene Ontology annotation, biological process: modification-dependent protein catabolic process; protein neddylation; regulation of proteolysis. Lineage: Eukaryota; Metazoa; Chordata; Mammalia; Rodentia; Cricetidae. Bases 226 to 471 code for a protein of 81 amino acids. The record is from RefSeq and is a predicted model, not a curated record. Gene Ontology annotation, molecular function: ubiquitin protein ligase binding; protein tag activity. The transcript is spliced from 4 exons.
UCGUCUGUUCUGUUCCUAAGUCGGCUUGCCUUUUAUUCUACAACGACACGAAACACGAGGGCAUUCCUGAGCCUUUCGGGAACCGGGUGGAAAAAGGAGAGGGUGGAUCCGGAGAGUGACCCGGAAGCAGAAGUGUCCCUUGCCGUGGAGUGCUGGGAAGCGGCAGCGGCGACCACAGCGAGAGAAGCAGCACUCUAGCCGCCUGCAGCCCAACCUGGGAGGAAGAUGCUAAUUAAAGUGAAGACGCUGACUGGAAAGGAGAUUGAGAUUGACAUUGAACCCACAGACAAGGUGGAGCGAAUCAAGGAGCGUGUGGAAGAGAAAGAGGGGAUCCCCCCACAACAGCAGCGACUCAUCUACAGUGGCAAACAGAUGAAUGAUGAGAAGACAGCCGCCGAUUACAAGAUUCUAGGCGGGUCGGUCCUCCACCUGGUCUUGGCUCUCAGAGGAGGAGGUGCUCUUGGGCAGUGAUGACCCUCCUUGCCCUGUUGCUCCUAAUGAAGCAUCACAUGUCUUCUCACUCUCUGGGACACCAGAAUUACUGCCCCCUCCCUUGGAUGCCCGGUCUUGUGUGUCUACUGGUGGGAGAAUGUGAGGACCCCAGGGGGCAGUGUUCCUGGCCCAAAUGGCCAUUGCUGGCUGUUGGGUUUUAGUCUGCAGUCCCGUGUGCUUCCCUCUCUAUGGCUGUGUCCUUGGUUGUCAAUAAAAGAUUUCCUUGCCUCCUGGAA